AUGCUGAAGAUAAGUUCUGUACUACUAGUGGUUGUAUGGCUAUUGCAGUUGGUAAUAGUGGGACGAUGCUCUUCGAGGAUUGUGCAUCUGGAUAGCAGCGAGCAGUUCUAUGAUCUGGUACAUGCUAAUUAUUAUAGAAAUAAAGAAUCAGCGACGAAUAUACUGUUGUAUGUGUUCAAACCUGGGUGUAGAUACUGUGCGGAGUUGGAACCGAAGCUGGAUUUCCUGACGACAGUGUUUCCUAACGACAGUACAGUGAAAUUCGUCAAGGUGAAUGGACAACAAGCUUCUACACUCGUUAAAGAUCUUUACAUCAGGAGCUUUCCUCAAUUGUUCAUAUUCAAACCAAUACCUGGUCAAAGUAUGGAAGUCACUAAUAAUAUACGAGAGACUGUAAAGGAUAAUUCAUUCUUAUCUCAGUUUCAUGGAGAAAGAACCGUUAAAAGACUCGCACAAUGGAUUUCUAAUAAUGUCGGGGAGAUGGCUCAUUGGCCAACUUCAAGAGUCAAUUACAAUAUCAGAGACAUUGAUGAUUUCGUGCGUAUAAUGCCACAAUCUUUGAUAGAAUCUAUUUUUCCUACGGAUGAUUCGGUAAAGGAUUCAGGAGAGAGACCGGCAUGCCUUGCUUUUGUUAACUCAUGGAUGGAUAUACAAUAUGUCGACAUGUUUAAUGGUGACUUGAAUACCUUAAUAUUAGAAAAAAUGAGUGACCACUGGAGAUCAAUCGAUUUCUAUGUUAUUGAUUCCUCUGUACCCGAAUUGUCAACGUUGUCUACUCAGCUUCAGGUAGCUCAUUCACCAACGUUGUGUUUUAUCUUUAAAGGUAAAAUUAUCAAGUCCGCUCUAAAGCCUUACGAUGACAAUUCUAGAGAUAGAGAGAUGGAAUACUUCAAUGAAAUUAUCUCCAAAUGUGUAGUGCCUACACUCCAAGAUAACAAGGUUUGUGAAGAACACAUAAAUUCCUUACCUUUAGCCGAAUUCUUCACUCUUUCACCCCUCCUCUCUAACGGAGACUCGGAUGAAACAGACUGUAACGAUGACGACGACGACGAUGAUGAUAAUGAUUAUGAUGAUGAUGAUGAAGUGCCAUUUGACGUUUUUGACCUGUAA
Kluyveromyces lactis is the source of this 1110-nucleotide messenger RNA. Its product is annotated as protein disulfide isomerase family protein. Lineage: Eukaryota; Fungi; Ascomycota; Saccharomycetes; Saccharomycetales; Saccharomycetaceae. The coding region runs from base 1 to 1110 and encodes 369 amino acids. The transcript has a single exon. The record is from RefSeq and is a predicted model, not a curated record.